GUUGUUGAGGCACUUAACAAGAUAAUGAAAGCAAAGCUUCACAAUGCCAAUAAGACCAGAGAGGAACGAGAAAUACAGGCAAAGGCUAUUAAGGUCAGACUUGAGAAGUUUGAGCAGUAUGCAGGUCAAGUCAUGGCUGGGCUGUCGAUACAACUGAAGAAACAGAUAGCACAGGCAAUUCCUGCCAUGCUGGAUCAUAUGUGCAGUCCUGAAACAACAGCAGAGAUUGUGACAGAGGCAAUGAAACAGGCACCAAUCUUGACCAAAGAGGAUGAAAAGAAUUGGAGAGAUGUCAGAAACACAGCAGUGAGCCUUGUUUCAGGUCUUAUUGAGGAAAAGGUACAGGCCUGGGACAGCACCAACAUGUACUUUGACAAGAUGGAGCAUAAUCUUGUCAACAACUUCAAGAAAGAGUUUGAUCUGAUCGAUGAAAGGCACCAUGAAGAGAUACAGAAAGCACUAGAUCCAGACUUGAAGACAGUUCCUGACAAUACGAAGAGGGCUGCAGCUGCUGCUGAUGAAGAUGAUGACGACUUUUCAAUGACCACAGGUGGAAAGAUUGCGCUUGGUGUAACUGCUCCACUGUGGAUCCCUCUCACAGUUGCAACUGGCUUGUCUGCACUGGUGCUGGGACUGCCCAUCAUUGGAAUUGUUGCUGCAAAAGGUAACAUUUCAGAAGCACUAGAGAAGAGCAAGUUCAUCAAGAUGUAUCGGAAUGAGGAAAGCAGGAGGAAGUAUUUUGAAGAUCUGACAAAGAAGGCCUCGAACGCCAUAUCAGAAAACAAGGAACUGGUUGCCUUAGUUGAGAGGAGACUCGCAAAACCCAUCACAAUUCUGACGAAACUCAUGGAAGCCAUUCCAAACCUUGUUGCAGCUGACAGGAACUUGCUUGAUGUCCUCGCAGCAGAGUCACGUGGCCAGGACACUCUUCUCCUUCUGUAUCAACCACUUGUUGGUGGAUGCAGACUACUGCAGGGUCAGCUGGAAAUGUUUCGGAUGAAGAACCUGUCCAAGUAUCUUAGCCUUGACCGCAUACUCAAGGAUAACCCAAAGAAGAUUGGCUCUGGACAGUUUGGUGAUGUCUACAAAGUGACCAUUCUCGCUGACAAGAAGACAAUUGUUGGAGCAGUCAAGGUGGCCAAGGCACCCAUCACCGUUGACACUGUCACUUCAUUUCUUCAAGAAAAGGACAACCUGAGGUUCUUGAACCAUACCAAUGUUUUGAAGUACUAUGCAACAGCAGCAUCUGUCCAUGAUGGCUGUUUGAGAGUUGGCAUUGUGACUGAGCUUUGCCAAGGGACUCUGAUGGAAUGGUUGAAAGACUACAAGACACCAGCAAAAUGGGGACGUGACCAUGCUGCCAUGCGUAGAAUGUAUGAAAGGUCAUUUUCAACCAUACAGAAUAUGGGUGUACAACUGUGUCAGGGGCUGUCCUACAUCCAUGGCAAAGGAUACAUACAUCGUGACCUCAAGGCUGACAACAUACUGGUCACUACAGAUGGGACUGUGAAGCUGGCUGACAUGGGCCUAACCAAGAAGAUGGCUGACCAGACAGGUACAAUCUGUGGAACACCUCUGUAUGCAGCUCCAGAGGUGUUUUCAGAGAAUGCAGAAUACAAUCAGUCAGCAGACAUCUACAGCCUUGGUUUUCUCCUCCUGGAGAUGUGGUAUGGUGUACCUGUGUAUGAAGACCCCGUCUUCUUGAAAAAGGUCGUUGACAAGAUCACCCUCCCUGCACAGCUCUCUUUUCAAAGUCAGCUGCCACCAAUUGAGCCAUGGCAGCAACUCAUUAAGAAAUGCUUUCAAAGGGAUAGAAAUUCAAGGCCAUCUGCUUUGGCAUGUAUGAAGGAGUUAAAAGGCAUGAAAAUUUGAAUUCAUGAUUUAAACCUCAAUAGGGUUUUCUGAAAGCAAGUUCAGGGUACACAUGUACUAGAU
Messenger RNA from Branchiostoma belcheri (Belcher's lancelet), 1935 nucleotides. RefSeq names its product mitogen-activated protein kinase kinase kinase 19-like. The record is from RefSeq and is a predicted model, not a curated record. Gene Ontology annotation, biological process: protein phosphorylation. Gene Ontology annotation, molecular function: protein kinase activity; ATP binding. The transcript is spliced from 4 exons. Bases 25 to 1872 code for a protein of 615 amino acids. Lineage: Eukaryota; Metazoa; Chordata; Leptocardii; Amphioxiformes; Branchiostomatidae.